GUUUUUAUACAUAUUUCGGACGAAGUCCACUCGUGGUCGUGGCAGUUUAUCAAUGAAAUAGGUUGACUGCUGAAGUGGUGACGGAUUUAAAGUGAUAAAAUACUUAGGAUUAAGAUUGAGAUAAAAAUCAUUCAUUUUUGCGAUAUCGUCGGAUUCGACCACAUUUUCCAAGCGUCUGUGAAGACGUGAAAAUUUACGUAAAAUUACUAUUACUGUGACUGAGUUUAAUCUUUCCUGAUUUAUUUCCACGCAUACUUGGUCUUGCUCUUUGUUGUUAUUUACUAUUUUGUCUUAGUAUUUUAUUUGUCCUUUUUCUGAGAGUAAUAAAAAAAGAUCUGUCUGACGACAUUGACAUAUCUUUCAUGACAUAUCUUUGUUUUGACAUUUUCCCGUCAAUAACUUGAUUCGAUCGGUUAUGUGUACUGUACAUAACCUAGUUUUUUUUUUUGCUUAAAAGUUUGAAUAAAUGUAUUAAAAAUCGGAAAAACAGAUGCCCUGAUAAUCAGAUCUUACGUAACUUGUAUAUUAGUAUCAUCGGCCGAUGUUUCACGUUGAUACGCCGCGUGACGUGCAAGUUAUGGUACUAUCUCGUACUAUUGAAAGAAAGUUUGAUAUUUAGGUCAAUGGUGAACCGGUAACGUAGGUGCUGACGUACAUAGCAGACGAGACUUAACUGAGAAACGGCGGGGAGCAUCAGUCUGCGCCGAUAACCGCUCGGUUAACACGCCGUCACUCGGCACUUCCUGGUUAAUUUUAUUAAAUUCGUGAAAGUUACUGUGAGCGACAAUGGGAGGCAGAGUUGAGAAUGUCGGCGUGCUCGCCAUGGAAUUAUACGUGCCUUCCCAGUAUGUGGACCAAACGGAGCUCGAGAAAUACAACGGCGUGUCCCCGGGAAAGUAUACAGUUGGAUUAGGUCAAAGCAAAAUGGGCUUUUGUUCUGACAGAGAGGACAUUCAAUCCUUAUGUCUUACAGUCUUGCACAGACUGAUAGAGAAGAAUAACAUUAAUGUACACGAUAUAGGUCGCCUGGAAGUGGGCACUGAAACUAUUAUAGAUAAAAGUAAGAGUGUCAAAACUUUUCUAAUGACCUUAUUUGCGAAAGAAGGUGCUACAGACAUUGAGGGCAUUGACACUACAAAUGCUUGUUAUGGAGGCACUGCUGCUCUCUUUAAUGCUAUCAAUUGGGUGGAAUCCUCAUCUUGGGAUGGUAGAAAAGCCAUAGUUGUGGCUGGCGACAUUGCAGUGUAUGGCAAGGGCCCAGCACGGCCUACGGGCGGAGCUGGAGCAGUGGCUCUGCUUAUCGGCCCCAAUGCACCAUUAGUGUUUGACCGUGGGGUGCGAGCUUCAUAUAUGGCACAUGCAUAUGACUUCUAUAAGCCAGACUUGGCUUCAGAGUUUCCAUUAGUAGAUGGAAAACUUUCAAUCCAAUGCUACCUCAGUGCUUUAGAUAGUUGUUAUAAUUUAUUUUGUAAGAAAAUGAGAAAGACAGAUCCAGACUUCAGAGGACUGUUGAGUUUAGAUGGAAUGUUGUUCCAUUCUCCAUACUGCAAAUUGGUGCAAAAAUCAUUAGCUAGAGUAUGUUUUAAUGAUUUCCUAAAUUCACCACCAGAGGUCCGGGAACAGCAAUUUCCGGGUCUGUCAAAGUUUAAAGACUACAAGUUAGCAGACACAUAUUUUGAUAGAGAUGUUGAGAAUGCCUUCAUGACAUACAGCCAGAAGUUGUUUGAUGAGAAAACAAAACCAUCUCUAUAUAUAUCUCGUAAUGUUGGAAACAUGUACACACCGUCUCUCUAUGGAGGUCUGGCUUCAUAUCUCGUAAGCAAAUCUCCUAAAGAGUUAGUGGGAAAGAAGUUUGCAUUAUUUUCAUAUGGAUCUGGGCUAGCAUCCACAAUGUACUCUAUAAACAUCUGUGAUGAUGUUUCAAAGUUAAAUGGGUUGAUAGAUUCAUUGAAGCUUUCCGUUUCACUCUUAGACAAAAGAGAAAGUGUAGAUCCAGCUGUAUUCUCUGAUAUCAUGGACUUGAGGACUGCCAACUAUCACACGGCGCCAUACACACCGACGGGGUCCAUAGAUGUGUUGUUCCCCGGCACUUACUACCUCACAAAUAUUGAUGACCAAAGACGACGCACAUAUGAUAGGAAAGUAUGAAGAUUGGUGAAAGAUUAGUUUAGUUUAAUUUUGUGCUUAUGGUGCAGGAGACAGAACUUGUCUCUAUAAAUAUUGGAUAAAUUAUUUAUUUAGUGAUUUUAUUACUUAUUUAUAUUCCAGGGUCUACUGUUUAUUGUAUAUGUUAUUUAUAUAAAUUAUUUAUUGGGUUUCUUCAUGUGUUGGUUGAUAUUAUAAUUUUUUGAAUGCUGGUUAGACAGGGUUUUAGGGUUGUCACAGAAAUUAUUACUAAAUAAAAUAUAGUUAUAAUUUUAUAUGAAAUACAAGCUGUAUUAGAUCUAACUGCAAUUUUUUGCCUAUCAGCAUUCAUUGUAUUAUAUAAUAUUUGUAUUUUUAAUAAAGGUAUCACACAAAUUGAUGAAAAUAUAACAUUAAAAAAGAUUUUUUUUAAAUGUGUGUGUAAAAUUACCUUAUUCACAUUAAAUUAUUUUGAAUAUUGAUGCAAUUUAAAAAUAAUGCAUAGAAUGCAUUUAUUAUCAUGAAAUACCCAUCUCUGUGAUGUAAAAAUUAGGAGUAAAACAUUAUUAUUUACCUCACAUUUAAAUUACAACUUAGCCAAUUUAUUUUAUUAGCAGUAUCUUUGUAAAUGCCAUUUCCAUUCAAAUUGUUUUGAAAUAAGAAUAUUAUUUAAUAAAUUAUCACGUUUGUUACAAGCUCGCCAUUCUCUUAAGAAAUAUAAGACAAAGUUAUUGCAUAGACUACAGACCUUGAACUCUGUAAUAGAUAAGACCUGUGGAUAAGACACUAUCAAUUUUAUGACAGUUUCAUCCAUGCUACAGAAUAUCCUCACAGAAAUUUCUCGAUUAUUGAGCAUUUAUUUUUAAUCUAAUUUGAAAAUGUUAUGUAUGCUUUACAUAAGUUCAUUCUUAUAUUAAACGUCAAAUAAAGAAAACAGAUUCGGUGAAUA
Plodia interpunctella (Indianmeal moth) is the source of this 3073-nucleotide messenger RNA. RefSeq names its product HMG Coenzyme A synthase (gene Hmg-s). Gene Ontology annotation, molecular function: hydroxymethylglutaryl-CoA synthase activity. The record is from RefSeq and is a predicted model, not a curated record. Bases 787 to 2148 code for a protein of 453 amino acids. Gene Ontology annotation, biological process: acetyl-CoA metabolic process. The transcript has a single exon. Lineage: Eukaryota; Metazoa; Arthropoda; Insecta; Lepidoptera; Pyralidae.